Syngnathus typhle (broad-nosed pipefish) is the source of this 1444-nucleotide messenger RNA. RefSeq names its product ectonucleotide pyrophosphatase/phosphodiesterase family member 7-like. The record is from RefSeq and is a predicted model, not a curated record. NCBI's taxonomy places the organism in Eukaryota, Metazoa, Chordata, Actinopteri, Syngnathiformes, Syngnathidae. The coding region runs from base 1 to 1392 and encodes 463 amino acids. The transcript has 5 exons.
AUGUCAAAUGUGGUCAUGUUGUCCGUCUGCCUGGUCUUCUGCUGUGUUUUGUGCCCGCCUUGUACUUCAGCCCCAGCGCGGCGGGACUGGCUUUGGGCUGGGAAGAAGCUGCUACUCAUCUCCUUCGAUGGCUUCCGCUGGGAUUACGACCGAGACGUUGAAACUCCUAGACUGGAUCAAAUGGCCAAAGAUGGCGUCAAGGCGCUUUAUGUCACGCCACCUUUCCUGACUAUCACGAGCCCUGCUCACUUCUCGCUUCUGACAGGAAAUUACGUGGAGAACCACGGAGUGAUCCACAACAUUUGGUUCAACACGAGCACUCAGGAGAAGAAGCAAUACCACGCAGCUCAGUUUGUUGAUUCUUACUGGGACAAUGGCAGCUUACCCAUCUGGAUAACAGCGCAGAGACAGGGACUAAAAACGGGCUCUCUGCAUUUCCCCGGCACGGCCGCAAGCUACAAAGGAGAACGCGUCAACGUGAGGCAAAUCGAGCCCGCUAUCUAUGACCACGGAAACGAAACCGAGUGGAGGCUAAAUAUCGACAAAGUGAUCGGAGACUGGUUCCGCCGGCAAGAUCUGGACUUUGUCUCCUUGUAUUUUGGGCAGCCAGAUUUAGUUGGACACAAAUAUGGACCAGAGUCACGGGAACUUCGGGAGAUGGUGCAGCAAGUGGAUCGUACGGUGGGCUACAUCCGGGAUAAGAUCCGCCAGCACGGCCUAACGGAGCGACUCAACGUUAUCAUCACGGCCGACCACGGCAUGGCCAACAUCCUGCCGGAUAAACAAAUCCAGAGGAUCGUCUUGUCCAAGAUCCCGGGCUUUAGCUUCAAGGAUAUCCAAUUCCAACUCCUGGAUUACGGUCCUGGGGGUAUGCUGCUUCCCAAAGAAGGUCAAUUAGAGAGAGUCUAUCAGGCUCUGAAAGGAGCCCACCCUCAUCUUCAUGUAUAUAAAAAGGAAGAAGUGCCGGCUAGACUGCAUUACGGCUCACAUCCGCGACUCCUUCCCAUCUUCCUCAUGUCGGACCCCGGUUAUGUCAUAAGUGGGUUCUUACCAGUGCAGUUCAACAAAGGAGAUCAUGGUUUUGACAAUGAAGCCAUGGAUAUGAAAGCCUUUUUCAGGGCCGUGGGGCCUGAUUUUCAAAAAAACCUGCUUGUCCGUCCCUUUGACCUGGUCGACGUGUACCCACUCAUGUGCCAUCUGCUCGGAAUUCAACCGGAGCGCAACGAUGGACACUUGGACAAAACCAAACAUAUGUUGAUCCGCAACGACAACACGGGAAGUGCUGACACUCAAAGGGAGGCGCUGAUCGGCUUGGCGUCGGCGAUCGGGCUACUCGCCCUUGUGUUUAUCGUCAUGAUUUCCUACAACAUGUGCAAAAGGACACAAGCCUGAAAGGUUCUGGACGUACAUAUGUCACUUUUAGACAUCGUACAAUAGGCGCUUA